Molecule: messenger RNA, 624 nt
Organism: Colletotrichum orchidophilum
Lineage: Eukaryota; Fungi; Ascomycota; Sordariomycetes; Glomerellales; Glomerellaceae
Exons: 2
Coding region: 1-624 (207 amino acids)
Source: RefSeq, a predicted model, not a curated record
AUGGCUUCUUCUUUUUCCAGUACUUCCAAGACUGGCGAUGCUCCGCCGCCUCCUCCGCCUCCACCGGUUGUCAAGAAAGCCCCCACUCCACUUCCAGCCCCAAAGCCGCCAACCGUGGCCUCGAAAGGCCCUCCCGGGGCCUUUUUGGUCGAAUUGCUGGUGUACAACGGCUCGCCCUUUAAAGACCACUGUGCAUAUUUUGUGUGCUCGCACAGAAAUCGUGAUACCGGUGUUCGGAUUCACGCGACUGGCGACGUAAGAAACGGCUUUGAAUUCAAUAUUGAGCGAAGCCAUAACUUUGACGAAACCGGGAACUAUCCUACGACAAGGAUUCCGCUACAAUGGGUGAAUGCACAGCAUUUUGACGAGAAGGCGAUGCUCAACCAUGGAAGCCCCAAAAUCGAUACCGUGCCUGUCUGUGGUUUUGAGGUCAGUGUAAACAAAGCGAAGGCUCCUGGGAAGACUCUAAAUUCAGUCGAGGACACGGCUUUCAAGACCAAAACAGGCAAGAAAAUCAUUCAAAACAACUGCCAGUCAUGGCUUGUGGAGUCAGCCGAUUUCCUUGUCCAAGACCGUAUAUUCAAUUCUGACGUUGCUGUUUACCUCCACGCUAUCGAACAAUAA